AGAGAGAGAGAGAGAGAGAGAGAGAGAGAGAAAGGGGAACAGAGGGGAGAAAAUUAGGGUGUGUUAAAAAGGAGGGGAAAGUUUGGUGAGAAUAAAAGAAGACGCUGAUGUGGAGAGAAAGAGAGCGAGAAUGUGAGUUAAGAAAAGCACAAAGAAGAGUGAAGAGCAGAAAGAGACAUUAGAUAUCUUAUUAUUCUUCAAUUCAGAGAUGAUAUCAUUCUGCUGGAAUUGGGCAGCUCUGCUCCUUCUACUAGUACUGACCCCUGACCUGCUUCCCACCCACCUCAUCAACACCCAACCCCUCCUCACACACGCCAUUCCCACCUCCCCAACGGUCACACACCCCAAGAUCCAAUAUGUUACCGGUGUGGGCUUUGACUACGAUGAAGAUGACUACACUGAAGAGAAUGCUUCCCAUUCCCCUCCCAAUUACAGCAAAACCUCAUCAGCUUCUACUCUGGUUCCGAUGCAGCCCAAGCCCUGUGACUACCACCCCUGCCAGGACAACCAGAUGCCCUGCUCCCAGCUCUCUGCCCAGACCAGGUGCCUCUGCCCUGGGCUAAGCGGGGAAGACGAGCCCCCUCACGCGCCACACCUCCAGAAGCUAGUGCCAGGCACUGAUGGAGGGGCAGAGGUACGGUGGUGCGCUCCAGCCUCUGUGGUAUCUGGAUACCGGGUCGUGAUUGAAGAUCGAAAGGGAGCGCCUCUCCAGUUCAGGGGUGAUUCUCGGAGCGGGGUGCUGGGGGAACUAGAGGCAGGUGUCAAGGUGUGUGUGGAGGCGGUGAACAUAGCGGGAACCAGCGCCCCCUCGGAGCUCUCCUGCCUGCGCUACGACCCCCCUGAGGCCACCAACCUGGCCCUAAGGGUGGGGGUCAUCGGAGGGGGGCUGGGAUUUCUCCUGCUCCUCUCCUUGGUCGCCCUGGUCCUCUGGAGGCGACAGACGUGUAAAACAGGGCAAAACUCUGCCGAGGGGCUGGGGAACCCCUCCUACAGCACGGAGGGAACGCUGUGAUACAAUUCUGUGUAGCAGAGAAUGUAAGAGUAAAGUAACUGGGAUGGGACAGAGACAACAUGGCUUCCCUCACCACCACAGUGAUUAGGUUGUUCAGAAUUCUGCGCUUAGGAAAAUGGAAAUUAAUGAUAACUUUUGACUUUAGUGGACUAAAUAACCCUAACAAAAGCUUAAGAAGCUUUGUGACUAAAGAGACUGCAGGUUGUUUGCUGGCAAAUUAACUUGUGUACAGUGGUGAUUUUAACAUGUAAAUCUUGGUGGGGCAAAAAAAUGGGAUGUGCAUGCCUGCAAAGCCAUUACACUACACGACACAACACAACACUAAACAAUACAUUAAUUGCACUAUAACGGUGACAAACGGUACCCAUAAACUGUUAGGGCCUACAUAAAGCUGUCCCAACAGCAGUCCCAACGUCUCACCACUGCUACA
This is a messenger RNA of Oncorhynchus gorbuscha (pink salmon), 1442 nucleotides long. RefSeq names its product leucine-rich repeat neuronal protein 4-like. The record is from RefSeq and is a predicted model, not a curated record. The coding region runs from base 209 to 1012 and encodes 267 amino acids. Gene Ontology annotation, molecular function: protein binding. NCBI's taxonomy places the organism in Eukaryota, Metazoa, Chordata, Actinopteri, Salmoniformes, Salmonidae. The transcript has 2 exons.